Molecule: messenger RNA, 2031 nt
Organism: Austrofundulus limnaeus
Lineage: Eukaryota; Metazoa; Chordata; Actinopteri; Cyprinodontiformes; Rivulidae
Gene: cant1a
Product: calcium activated nucleotidase 1a
Exons: 4
Coding region: 199-1509 (436 amino acids)
Biological process (GO): proteoglycan biosynthetic process
Molecular function (GO): calcium ion binding; GDP phosphatase activity; UDP phosphatase activity
Source: RefSeq, a predicted model, not a curated record
GUCGUCAUCAGGACAGGAAGUAGUGACCGUCUUUACUCGACGCCAAAGAAGAAGAAAGAGCGACACAAAAAUGACGCCUGAGCUCCAACCAUCACCGGACCGUUGUCACUAGUUGAACCCCCGACACCUGAGGUGAGUUGGAGGCGGUGUGGGACGCUGCCGUAUCAGAAGGGCUUCAGGGCUCUUCUCACAGCAGCGAUGGCAUCUCAGUCAGGCAGGGAGGAGGACAGCUCGGACUCGAACAUGCCAAGCCAAACUCAUUCAUGCGAAGGUCAGUCUAGGCCUCUCUCCUCCAUGCCUGCUUCCCCAGGCUUCACUCGACUGGAGCAGAAUGAGUCUAUGAACCCGCUUCAUAUCUCUGUAGGUGGUCUUCCUAUGUUGGCUUCCAUGGCCAAUACCACCGACCCUCGUUUCCGCCUCAAGUGGAGGCCCAUUGUGCUUGUGGCCGUCUCGUUGACCCUGGUCCUGCUGCUCUUCAUGCACUUGGGUUCAGGCUCCCGCUCCUACAACCCCCCUGCUACGAGAUCCAACUGCGCCAGCACCAAGCAUGCCGAUACCCGGUACAAUGACACCUACCCUCUCAGUCCGCCUGAACGUACCCCGCAAGGAACACGCUACCGCAUCGGGGUCAUCGCGGACCUGGACACGAACUCUCAGAGUGACAAGAAGCUGACGUGGUUCAGCUACUUGCGAAAGGGAUACUUGCUGGUGUCGGAGAGCGGCGACAAGGUGGCGGUGGAGUGGGACACGGACAGGGUGGUGUUGGAGAGCCACUUGUCGGAGAAAGGCCGAGGAAUGGAGCUGUCUGAGUUGGUGGUGUUCAACGGGAAGCUCUACUCUGUUGAUGACAGAACUGGUGUAGUCUACCACAUAGAUGGAGACAAGGCCAUCCCGUGGGUUAUCUUACCCGACGGCGAUGGGAGUGUUGCUAAAGGGUUUAAAGCGGAGUGGCUGGCGGUAAAAGAUGAGCACUUGUACGUUGGUGGGUUGGGAAAAGAGUGGACCACCACCGAGGGUGAGUUUGUCAACAACAACCCAGAGUGGGUGAAAGUUGUGGGCUUCAAGGGGGACGUACAACACGAGAACUGGGUUCCCAGGUACACCUCUCUGAAGUUGGCAGCAGGGAUCGAGCCACCAGGUUAUUUAAUUCACGAAUCCGCAGCCUGGAGUGACAACCUGCAGCGCUGGUUUUUCCUCCCCCGUCGCGCGAGCAAAGAGCGGUACGAGGAGACGGCAGACGAGCGGCGCGGUACGAACAUCGUCCUGAGCUGCUCCGCAAAUUUCAACGACAUCAAAGUGAGCCGCGUUGGACUGCAGAACCCCACUCACGGCUUCUCCUCCUUCAAGUUUGUCCCAAACACCGACGACCAGAUCAUUCUGGCGCUUAAGUCAGAAGAGGAUGCCGGAAAGAUCGCGACUUACAUCACGGCCUUCACGCUCGAUGGUCGCAUUCUUUUACCUGAAGCCAAGAUUGGAGAUGUAAAAUAUGAGGGCUUAGAGUUUAUAUAGAGGGGGUCAGAGACAGAAUCAUUGUUAAGGCCAUGGCACUGUGGUUCUAGUUUGUUUACAAUCCAGUCACUGUUGGACUUUCUGGACUCGCUGCUUCCUAGAAAAUGCGUAACUCCAACCCUCAAAGGGUUGUUGCACUGAAGAAUUUAAAGCUGAGACUGAAAAAUGAGGUCUUCUAUUUCGAUCUAUAUCGAAAUACUGCAGUGCCAACUUGUGCUGUCCAGGGUCAUCUCCUUGGCAAACCUAAUUGUGGGGUUUAAUAGUACUGUAGCCUUAUUUGUAAUGAAUGUACAAAAAAAUUGAUUUAUCAAACUGAGUUUUUCUUUUUUCUUAACAGAUGUCUUUUCAUGCACAUACUCGACACUUUUUUCCUGUUUGCUCGAUGUUAAACACUCUGGACACAUGCUUUUUAUCUCAGAAUUGGAAGGAAACUUUAAAUAAGUAAUUUUACUGUUUGCAUUUUGUUGUUUGUUGUUUUUUUGUGUUUUCUGGGUGAAACUCACAGUAAAAUCUCGAUCCCUA